GUCACGAUCAUUAAGUUAACCAACCAAAGUACUCUUGGAGGCUGAACCAACGAAAGAGCUCCAGGUUUCUCUCGGCGACCCGCGCUUGCAAUCAGUAAACCUCUUACCUCAUCCUUCAACGUUCAAAACUUAGAAAUGUCAACUUCGACGCCACUGGCAGAGGCCUCAUUAGAUGUGCUCGUCCGCUCGUUCAUGAUGAUCAUAUUCUCCGAGAUAGGCGACAAAACCUUUUUAAUCGCUGCAAUCCUCGCAAUGCGCCAUCCGCGUUUCACCGUCUUCGCAGGUGCCUUUGGGGCUCUUUUCCUCAUGUCCAUGCUGUCCGCAGCAUUGGGUCACCUCCUCCCAACUCUCAUACCAAGACAAUGGACGCAGAUUUCAGCCGGGAUACUCUUUCUGGUAUUUGGCAGCAAGAUGAUGAUGGAAGCACGGGGAAUGCAAGGAGGGAACGAGAAGAUACAAGAAGAGAUGAAGGAAGCGGAAGAAGAGAUUGAAGGUGAUGAAGAAUCGGGGGAUGCGAUUCCACUUGAACGCCUCGAGGAGGGAGAGGGUGAUACAGCUCCUCCACCAACGUACUCGAGAAAUCGGAGUAAAAGUCUGGGUAUUGCAGAAGGUGUUCGAAAUUUCUGCAGUCUCAUAUUAGGUCCGGUCUUUGUUCAAGCCUUCGUCCUUACUUUUGUUGGGGAGUGGGGAGAUAGAAGCCAGAUUGCUACGAUUGCUUUAGGUGCUGCUCAUAAUGUCUACCUUGUGACGUUAGGGACAGUCAUCGGGCACACGUGUUGUACUGCGCUGGCUGUAAUGGGUGGGCGUUAUGUAUCGACCAAAAUUUCCGUCAAGCAUGUGACCCUAGGAGGCGCAGUUCUUUUCCUCAUAUUUGGCGUCAUCUAUCUCUAUGAUUCGUUUGCCACUUCUGCAGAAGAAUUCUCGAUACCUAUCAGUCCGGCUGGCCAGUAAUAUCCAUGUCUGUGGCUCAUUGCCGUUGAUAUGAUUAGACUUCAGUGGAGGUUGCCCAGCAAUUUAGCGUGGCGACAUUAUAUCCCCAGCGGUACCUACUUCCACUUGAUUAUUUAACUCCCUAGCAUAUAAUUAUGAUACACUACCUGAUAUUCUGUCUUGUGCUUGACAAUGACAUUAAUAUCGCUGUACUAUGGCAUUGCGCGGUGGUCUCAUACGUAGUUGACAGUCCAGUUUCCAUAGGAUGAGCUCCGCCACAUUGUAACUAUUUAUUACAUCAAAUCAGCGAUGAUAUCCC
Messenger RNA from Suillus subalutaceus, 1249 nucleotides. RefSeq lists its product as uncharacterized. Bases 136 to 951 code for a protein of 271 amino acids. Gene Ontology annotation, biological process: Golgi calcium ion transport; Golgi calcium ion homeostasis; calcium ion transmembrane transport. NCBI's taxonomy places the organism in Eukaryota, Fungi, Basidiomycota, Agaricomycetes, Boletales, Suillaceae. Gene Ontology annotation, molecular function: calcium ion transmembrane transporter activity; manganese ion transmembrane transporter activity. The transcript is spliced from 3 exons. Gene Ontology annotation, cellular component: Golgi apparatus; fungal-type vacuole membrane. The record is from RefSeq and is a predicted model, not a curated record.